Oreochromis aureus is the source of this 1385-nucleotide messenger RNA. Its product is annotated as mucin-5AC-like. Gene Ontology annotation, biological process: protein desumoylation. The record is from RefSeq and is a predicted model, not a curated record. Gene Ontology annotation, molecular function: deSUMOylase activity. Gene Ontology annotation, cellular component: nucleus. The coding region runs from base 163 to 1359 and encodes 398 amino acids. The transcript has 7 exons. NCBI's taxonomy places the organism in Eukaryota, Metazoa, Chordata, Actinopteri, Cichliformes, Cichlidae.
UCAAAGAAAACAGCAGCCACAUUACCAACAGCACAACCAGGUCCAGCAGCACCACAAGCUGCAGCAGCACCAGCAUCUGCUCUAGCUUCACAGGCUACAGCAGCACCAGUGGCGGUAGCACCACCACCACCUCCUCCUAGAGCUACACAGCCUACAGCACCAAUGGCAUCACUUACAUCACUAUCGGUUCAAACACAACAUCCAUCUCCAGUUCCACAAGGUAUAGCAAUAACGGUAUCAGAUCCAGAGUCAGGAGCAACAGCACAGAAAGAGAACGAACCAGCCACAAGUGCUACAGCACCAGAAUAUGCUACAGCUGUACAAACCGAAUCCCAAACAGCAGCAGACCCAGCCUCAAAGACCAUAACAGCAGACCAGGCCUCACAAACCACAACAGCAGACCCAGCCUCACAAACCACAACAGCAGACCAGGCCUCACAAACCACAACGGCAGCAGACCCAUCCUCACAGACCACAGCUCCAAAUGCUACAACCACACAAGCCUCAGCUCCACAGAUUACAGCCCAGCAAUCUACAGCACAAACCAUGGAAGCAACAGUUCCACUUGUGACACCAGCCCCAGCAACAGCCACACAAGCUAGCCCUGCACCACCUCCAGCAUCACCCUCUCAGAGAUACACUGAACCUGUUGCAGAGAAAUAUAUAAUGGAUGCCUGGGCUGGAAAGAGUCCUCACGUUCUACUCUCCAAAAUUGGUGCUUACAAAUUAUUCUACUGGGAUAUCCAACAAAUUGGUCCGGACAUGGAGUUGGAAAGUGAGUCUAUUAAUGCAUAUCUUGCGAUCAUGGUGAGACAAUGCAAUCGCCAUAAUUCAGCCAAAGCAGCAUUCAUUGAUUCAUUUUCAAUGACUGCCAUUUGGAAGAGAAAAGCUCCAAGACUCAAGAUCAAACCCAUGGAGCAUGAAGUGAUUCUGGGAAUUGUAAAUGAACAUCAUCACUGGACAUUAGUGGUCAUUUACCCACAAGAAAAGAAGUCGCUGUAUCUUGAUCCACUCGGAGAAACUAAACAAGGUAUCCAAAAUUGUUUGGAAUCAACAAGGGCAUUCAUGCGAAAAAAAAAAGGAUGCAACGUCUCAAGAUGGACUUGUGACACAGUCAAACACCCAAAACAAUUGGACGCUACCUCAUGUGGAGUCUUUGCAUUGAAAUUUGCUGAAAAGAUCUUGCAAAAAGAGUCAAUAGACUUUCCGUCUACAAAAAAGGCCAUAAACACACACAGGCUGCAAAUUGCCACCACUCUCCUCCUAGAGACAGGUAACUCAUUUUCCACAAUUCAGUGUUCUGAAAUCAUGAAUAUUUUCAUCAUGAUAGCUGUAGAAACAAACCAUAUAGUUGUUUGAAUGAAGUAAUAAGUGCAGUAGGUAGU